Procambarus clarkii (red swamp crayfish) is the source of this 3208-nucleotide messenger RNA. NCBI's taxonomy places the organism in Eukaryota, Metazoa, Arthropoda, Malacostraca, Decapoda, Cambaridae. The record is from RefSeq and is a predicted model, not a curated record.
AUGAACCAUUAUCUUCCUUCAGUCAACACCUUGCUGUUGGUGGGGAGGGUUUCCUCCCAGAGCCCCACACCUGCGCCCACAUCUGUGGCCACACCUGCGGGCACAGGUGCUGGCACACCGGUCACUGUUGCCCUUGGAGUCGACUCCCAGGGAGCUAGGGGUCAAGGAGGAACACUUGGGAAAGCUUUUUCCCUUCCUGUUUCCACCAGCAUCAACAAACGUCAAACCGAAGGACAUCAGAGGCCGCUAAACCCACAGUUCUCUGGUCCCAAUCAGAUUCGUCACGGAGGGUUCAAUAGUUUCCAUGUGGAUAGAGUGAGAAGCUCAGUAUCUAAUCCUUUUCUUAACAAACCUGUUCAAAUAAGAAAUGGAGGUUCAACAAGAUUUCACCAAACUGGGUUUUCUGGCCAGUCGUUACAGAAAUCUGAGAGCAACGGUGCUCAGAGCCAACUGUUUAACAGAGUCCUCUCAAACCAGCCCACAUUCCGUCGACAGUUCUUCAACUUCCCCUCAAGUGGACAGGUCGUAAGGGCACAUCCACUUCAGGGUCACAAUGGUCAAUCCUCACAUAUAAUAUUAAACGGCGAUCCUCGCUCUCUGUUUUUAACGGAACGGAACGCAGUAUCGCCAGCUACAAACCGGAUAUCAGUCCGACGAGGCGUCGUCCAAGAAAUUCACCACCAGCCUUCUCUCGGAGGUCAAAAUUCUGGACAAACUGUGUCCUUCAUCCCUCAGAAUACAUUCCAAUCCCAAACCGGUUCUCAAAACUCUCAAAAUUUCUUUCAACGGCCCCAAGGGCAGGCACAAAGACAGUUUAUUCCUCAACAGUCACUUAGAGGUCAACUAUUCUUCCAGCAAACACCUAAGUCACUCCUCCAGCAGACUCAGGACCCAUCUCUAACUACCCUUCAAGUAACGACACCAAACACUUCAGGUCUUCUUCCCCAGAGGCCCCAAAUUGGGUCACCUGUAAGGGUCACAACCCAACAGCUACUUGGGUCAUUUUCACCCCAAGUAACAAAUGCUUUCCGCCAUCCUCAGCUAAUUCAGAAUCCGCAAUCACCUCAGGAUAGGCUGCGAGAUCUGAGUUCUCAGAGAACACAAGCUGAGAUCUUAAUACGUCAGAAUCUCUCUCAGCAACCUCAGGGCCUGUUUCAGCAACAACCUCAGCAACAGUUCCAACAACCUCAGGGCCUGGUCUCUCAACAACCUCAGCAACAGUCCCAACAACCUCAGCAACAGUCCCAACAACCUCAGGGCCUGGUCUCUCAACAACCUCAGCAACAGUCCCAACAACCUCAGCAACAGUUCCAACAACCUCAGGGCCUGGUCUCUCAACAACCUCAGCAACAGUCCCAACAACCUCAGCAACAGUUCCAACAACCUCAGGGCCUGGUCUCUCAACAACCUCAGCAACAGUCCCAACAACCUCAGCAACUGUCCUCUCAACAACUGUCCUCUCAACAACCUCAGCAACAGUCCCAACAGCCUCAGCAACAGUUCUCUCAACAGCUGUCCUCUCAACAACCUCAGCAACAGUCCCAACAACCUCAGCAACUGUCCUCUCAACAACUGUCCUCUCAACAACUGUCCUCUCAACAACCUCAGCAACAGUCCCAACAGCCUCAGCAACAGUUCUCUCAACAGCUGUCCUCUCAACAAUCUCAGCAACAGUCCCAACAACCUCAGCAACUGUCCCAACAACUGUCCUCUCAACAAUCUCAGCAACAGUCUCAACAAUCUCAGCAACAGUCUCAACAACCUCAGCAACAGUUCUCUCAACAACUGUCCUCCCAACAACUGUCCUCUCAACAACCUCAGCAACUGUCCCAACAACUGUCCCAACAACUGUCCUCUCAACAAUCUCAGCAACAGUCCCAACAACCUCAGCAGCUGUCUCAACAGCCUCAGCAUGCGGCACCUGAACAAGGCCACAUACUCCAGGCUGCACAUCUUGGAAGACCCCAAACACUCCAGAGGCAGCCCACACCGCUACCAGCACAUCAACCAACGGCUCAACACCCAGUGUCAACAGUAACUUUGGCACGUCCUGGCUCCUUAUCUGGCUUUGGAGUGCCUCUUCCGGCAGCACCCCGAGUGCCAUCGACGUCGGGGACUCAGCAAUCAAGCUUUGGAGGGCCUCAGCCUUCAGCACCCCAAGUGUUAUCAUUUUCAGGGGCUUCAAGUCAUACUCGGCAGCCCGGGUUUGGAGUGCCUCUUCCAUCAGCACCCCAAGUGUCAUUGUCUUCAUCAGCUCUACGCCAUACUCAGCAGUCCGGAUUUAGAGGUUUGCAGUCUCUAAAAACUCAAACUCAGCAGUCCGGGUUUGCUGAGACUAAGCCUCAGCAAACGGGGACCGGAGUAUUCCUUCACCAAACACGUUCUCAGUCACUUAUUCCAUCACAGGGACGAAACCAGUUUGGCGGCUUCAGCUUCAUUACCGAUAAUUCUAAUGAGCACUUCGACGCGUCUCUGGAGAUUCCCUUCGGAGUUGCUUCCGGAUUAGCGGGCACUUCCGGACGACUGAGCGCUGGAGGUCCGGGAAGCGGGCAUCGUACUGCUCCAGGGAGGAUCAGACUCAUACAUGACAACACGCGUGAGGACUUGACGAAGGAGGAUAAUUCUCGGGAGUUCUUCCUCAGAAGCGGUCGACCCGCCCUCGGAGACCUGACGCAGCACAGGGGCCAAGACACCUCGAGUUUUUCCAGCAGGACUGGUCGAGGCAUAGGCGUUAGCGUGUCCCUGGAGGACCUCACCCUCGAGGACCUCACCCUGGAGGACCUCACCCUCGAGGACCUGACAGUAGAAGAUCAUACAAGUGAACUAUUUGAUGACUAACAGACAUUGUCUCCAAUGUUAAAGUACUCAUUGUCAAGGGUCAAUGUUUAUUAAAACACUGCCUCAUAAUACAAUGUUAUCUUAGGAUGUACACAUAUUUGUAUAAUGUACUUUAAGUAUUUUGUAGAAAUAUGAGCAUAGCAUACCAGAUAACUGUUUGUGUUAGGAGUUUGUUGUAUAGUCUGCGCUGUUUGCCUAAUUUCUUAAUGUAACUUAUUCAUUGUUUCUCAGAAUAUAUGAAUGAUUUUUCCAAAGUCAAUUGCCGUGAACUAGCAGUUCCACUUGUGAAGGACAGCUUGUAACUCUACAUUACUUGUAAUAUUUAUUGUUAUUUAAAGCUGAUAAUAAAGUAAGAAUAUAUUUAUGAAAA